Lolium perenne is the source of this 861-nucleotide messenger RNA. NCBI's taxonomy places the organism in Eukaryota, Viridiplantae, Streptophyta, Magnoliopsida, Poales, Poaceae. The record is from RefSeq and is a predicted model, not a curated record.
AUGGAUAAGCUCAACUCCAACCUCGAGUAUUUCGGAGAAGCUGUCGAGAUAUGCGAAGAACAAGGUCUUAUUCCUUUGAUGACCUUCUCUCACAACUACUCCAAAGAGAUAAUCUGCCAGUUCUAUGCCACUGUCGUGUUCCUUGAGGAUGAGGGUGGUUUCCGCACUUUGAAGUGGAUGACUAGGGAGCAUGUGAUGGAAGCCACAUGGGAAGAGUUUGCUAGAGGCAUUGGAUAUGAACUUCCCGAGUUUGAAAUCAACUUCUUCAAGAUUCACCUUCAGCCCAAGCCAAUGGCCAAAGAGAAGAUGGCCGACCUCUACAUUCCCGGAAGGAUGUUGUGUGGAAGUGCUUACAAUCUCCUUCCCGUCUACGACAUCAUGAAUCGGAUCUAUCGCAGCACCAUCAAUCCCAAGCACACCAACCAUGAUGAAGUGCAUGGGUUUCUUGUGAACCUUCUUGUGCGUACUCAUGAGAUGAGGGGCCGCGGCAAGCAAUUGGAUGUCAUGGAUUACAUUUGGCAUGAGAUGCGUGAUUGUGCCUUUCUUCGCAAGCUCCCUCAAUAUGCCCCCUACAUUAUGAGACUCAUUUGCCUCAAGUGGGAUCGAGCGGGCCGUGGAGAUCUUCUUGAACAAUGCCGCCCCAACAUCACUAUCCAUAAGGAGAAGAGCCCCCUUGUCAAGAAGCAUGACCCUCCAAGUUCCGAGGACUCCAUCCCCGAGCCACCUCAUGGCAAAGGCCAUGUCCAAGAGGAAGACGAUGAUGAUGAAGACGAAGAAGAAGAGGAGGACGAUGUUGAGAACGAGGGUGAUGAGGAGGAUGAAGAUGAGGACGAUGAUGAUGAUGAAGAGGAUGACGAGUGA